UACCCCGACGAGUCGGUGGACCUGCGCUGCCAGUUCAUCGACGGAGGAGGCGAAACCAAACUCAACCAGGUUCGUCUUCGUCGCUUCUUCCGCCAGUCAGAGAUCGGACCGGAGUCUUUAGUCGUUCCCGAAACUUAACGGUUCGUCCCGCCUCGGGCGAUUUUACACCGCCGACCGGCGAGCUCACCGUCGCGCAAACGCCGCCGAUGUUUGUUUGCGCGUUACGCCAAAGCCGGCGAGCUCGAGUCGACGCCGAAGAAGCAAACGAGAGAGCGUCCGCUUGCCGCUCUUUGCCGUUCUCCUUCUCCGUGCUUGAAAAAGGAAGUCGAGAUGAGGCGAAUGUUGAGGCUUGGCAGUGUGGCCUUCAAAUGAACGUUUUUCUCACAAAUAUCUUUUUUUUCCCUUCGUUUGAUAAAAUGAUCAUUUAUUAUUUCCACAUUGUUUUCGAACUUUUGGAAAAAGUAAGACCGCAAUUGGCUUGCGACCAGUUGAGGGCGUACCGCGCCCUCCGGCCAAAGAUAGCCGGGAUCGGCUGCGGCGCGGACGCAAAAAGUCUGAGAAGCCAAAAGAAACAAAGGCGGUGAAAUUAGGAAUCUUGGAAAAGGAGUAAAACGUCGAUGAUCGACGAUCGCUGUCAACGCUCGCUGCAAGGAAACGUAAAGGCGCUUCUCUUUCGGCUUUGCAGCAGCGCACGUUUCGAACCUGAAAGCGGCCCGUUCAAAACGCGAGUGGAGUCGAAAGCGGCAGCCGCAGCCAAUCCCAGCGAGGGGCCGAGGGGCCGCGGGGCCGGGGGGCCGGGGGGCCGAGGGGCCGGGCGCACCCGCGGCGUCGCUCUACAAGGCCUUCGCAGGCGCAACGCGUCAUUCGUCCGCCGGGCGGGCUUUUUGGUUUGCGAUCAGGUUUCGUGGAUCUGGGAGCCCGCCGAAGGCCAGCGGGACAACAUCGCCGUCUACCAUCCCGUCUACGGCCAGAGUUUCCCCAACUUGUCCUUCAAGGACCGCGUGGCCUUCCUGCACAACAACCCGGAGAACCCGUCCAUCCGGAUCUCCCGCCUGCGCAUGUCCGACGCCGGGCGCUUCACCUGCGAGUACGCCACCUACCCGUUGGGCAACAAGCAAGGCACCACCGCGCUCGUCAUGCUGGCCAAACCCAAAAACUCCGCCAACGCGGUGACGGCGCAGGCGGGCACCGAGGCGGCGGUGGUGGCGCGGUGCCAGGCGGCGGACGCUAAGCCGGCGGCGACCAUCAAGUGGCUGGCGUCGGCGGGCGGCGACCACACCACCAGCAGCGCCGACGGGCCCGACGGCACGGUCACGGUGCGCAGCGAGUACCGGCUGGCGCCCACGCCGGCCGACGACGGCCGGGAGGUGACGUGCGUGGUGGACCAGCGCACGCAGGACAGGACCUGGGUGCAAAUUCUCCGGCUCUCUGUGGAGUACCCCCCGUCCGUCUCCAUCGAGGGCUACGACCACAACUGGUACGUGGGCCGCUCGGACGCCGCGCUGGUCUGCACGGCCGACGGCAACCCGCGGCCCACCGCCGUCACCUGGACCGCGGCGUCGGGCCCGCUGCCGGACUCGGUGCUGGUGGACGGCAACAAGCUGACGGUGAGGAAGGUGGACGACGCCGUCAACACCACCUUCAUCUGCGAAGUCAGGAACAAGCACGGCGCCGCCAAGGACCAGGUCACCGCCCUCGUCAUCGAAGCCUCGGAGCACCCGUCCGGCACCGGCGUAGUGGCGGGCGCCGUGAUCGGAUCCCUCCUGGCCCUGCUCUCGGUCGCCGCGCUGGCGGGCGUGCUGGUGACCCGCGGCCGCCGCCGGCGCCGGCGCGGCGCCGACUCGGCGGCGGCGGGCGGCGGCGGCGGCGCCGAUUACGGCAACAAGGCCCGUCUUCUCUCGGGCGGCGAGGGCAAGAACAACAGCGGGCCGGCGUCCGCGUACCGCGGGGGCUGCGACAACACCGGCACGCUGACGGAGAAGGCCGACGACUUCCGGCGCCGCCCCGCCGAGCCCUGCGCCCGCGACGUCCUCCCGGACGAAGCGGAGACGAGGAAGUUUGACGACGGCCCGGAGGAGGACGAGCGCUACGAGCGAUUCGAGGGCGGGAACGCGCUCCCUCCGGCCUAUCGCGGCCGGGACGAGAUUUACCUGGGCGACGGCAUGGAGUCUCGGCGGGACGGCUCCGUUAUUUCCCGGACGGCCAUUUACGUGUGAGGCGGCGAAGGAAUCGCCGCAAAGCCCGUCCGCUUGAACUCCGUCGAAACUGCGCAACACGCCCGCACGUGACCGGACAAGCGCCUCGCCGCCGCCCGUCGCUGCGUUGUCGUUCCUCGAGCUUCGACUCGGUUCUGUCGGACGCGUCGUCCGCGUACGACGCCGAGAAGAAGAAACGCUUUCUCGCCUUCUUUUGAGCGUGUGUGCUAAUGUGUGAGUGGCAGAGGUGGGGGACUCGAGUCGCGCGACUCGAGUCCGGUCACGUCGAAGUCGCCAAUUUUAGGACUUCGGACCGACUCGGCUAGAACUUCCAAAAGACUCGACUCGACUUUGACUCGACAUCGCUCGACAAUUCUUGCCUUUACGUUCCCGAAUCGGCCUUUUCAAGAUGUCUGUGCUGUGCCGUUCGCUUCGUUUUCUUUUUGGUGUCGUCUGCGCGAAGCGGCGGUUGGCGCUGAUGUGGAGGCGACAGGCCGGCUCGUGAAUUAAGUUUGGAGUUUGACACUUGAAGACGAGUACCUUUGGAUCGAGGGAUUAGGUUUUGGAUCAAAUCGGGAACAUGAGAAUGGCGACCUACGGGGUUCGCGGCGACGGUUGACAGAGACGCAGCCAAAAUGACACGUGACUCCAUCCGUCACCGUCGAGCCCCGCACAGACGGUGAGCCACGUUAACUUCGCGCUCUAGCUAACCGAUAGCCGCUCCAGGUACUAGCAGCGCCGGCGGGCGCCGGUUUCGACGGCCGCUCCGCAACGCUCCCCUUCCGUCGAUCUCGCCACGACGUCGGCCCGAUCGCGGCCGAGGCGAGCGCUGUAAGCGGCUCUUUGGGUUCUUGCUUUGUUUUUGUUGUUUGUUUGUUUUUUUUCAGUUGAAGAUGAAGAAUCCAUUUUCAGUUCCCAUCCCCCGUUUUGACUGAGCAAGAUCGUAUCGCUUCAUUUGCGACCAGUGUUGGGGAGUAAUAAUUACUCGUAACGACAUGAUGUCCUUUCAUUCCGAAAUGUACGUCCUUUUAAUCUAUGACAUUACUGGGAGCAAAUGCGUCAUCAAAUGAUGCUUUUGGAAGUUUCCACGUUUACAAUGUGAGUUACAUUUGAAAAAUCGCCGGAAAAUCUCAGAGAUUUUGUUCAUAUCACUUCCUGCUUCAAAACCCGGCGCUUGUGAUCGGCUCUCCCUGGUCAGGUGCCAUUCUGCAGUAGCCUCAAACGUCACCUAUUUUUCCAAAUAUGACCUCAAAGCGCCACCUUGUGGUGUAAUCUAUUCGUGUGUUUUGAAAAGGAUCGACUCUCUUUGAAGACCUAAAAGAACGCGUGAACACUUCCCUCUCUAUAAUGUUUGACUUCUCGAUAGAACGUUGACUUAUCGGGCGGUCGUAUGAAGUGAUGAUUGUAAUUUGUCGUUUGUCAUUAGGUCGACAAGGUGUGCCGUGUUGUCCGCAUAGUAUACACACACAUGAUGUUACAAAGACAUUUUUGUGUCAUUAUUAACAUGUUAUGUUGUUUAAUCGCUUUAUUAUUUGUGCCAAGAACAAAUCCAAAAUAAUCCUCUGUGGACUCUUUGUCAAGGAACCGUCCGAGGGUCCGGUCGAUUCAUUCGUUCAAAAUGAAAUCGAGUCCUCAAAACGGAACGAGUUUGAGAAAGUCAUGGAAAUCGUUCCACUCGUCGCAAUUCCCUCUUCAACAGCUUCACUUGAAGUCCAAGUCAACUUGCCAAGCCCGCUUCCGACUCGAAACUCAGCGUGGACUCGACGUGCUUGAUUUUUCGCCGCAGUCAUUUGGGACUCGCUUAAGACUCGAGACGGACUUGUGACUUGCUCCCACCUCCGGUUAACGGCGUGCGUCGCCUUCUGUCGACCGGGCGUCGUCUCGCCGCCGUCGACGUCGGAUCCCGUUCGGCAGAUUGCGAAAUACCAUUUCCAUGAUGUUCCUCGGUUUGGUCCCUCCCCGCGUGCUUCUCUAUUUCUGGCGUCCAUCUCGUGCGCGCGUCUUUAUCGACGCGGCGUUUCGAAAAGCCAAUCUGCAAAAAAAAAGCCAAUCUGCAAACCUCGUUGGGCGACGCUCUCGGGAACCUGGCUCGCCCUGAAUCCUCCUCAGCGCGUCUUUUCAACAAGAUUGGAGCUUUUAUUCCCGUUUUUUCUUUUGCUCCCUUGUUCCGCGGUUUGUUCCGGCAAAUCCCAGGAACACUCGACAGAAUUGCGUGUGCGCGUGUGCGUGCUUGAGCAUUGUAAUUCGUGAUUGCAUACGCUGAGGAUUAGGAUUUUCACGACAAACGUAUGAUCAUCCUUUUCGUAUUUUGCAGUGCUUGACGACAAAGUGCUCACACGACAUCACCAUUUAAACGGGAACCCGGGAUGCGGGUGCACGGACGGAGGUCGCGGUUCGCCCCCUCGCGUGUGCUCGUCCAGCUCCCUGCCGUCUCGUGUCCUCGAGUGCGGAAAGUGCCGGCAAAAGGUGGGGAAAGCCAGAUGCUCGUGGUUAGCGUAACGCUAACCACCUUUCGACGACGCGAGCCUGCCCUCUUCCGGCCUUGCUUCACGACGAAUGAACGAGAUCCGCUGUUGCCGGGCGGAUCUCAAACGUGAGGAUGUUGCUAGGUCGUCACCUGUAGGAGGUUCAGUUGGUAUAAAAAGUCGACACACCCCUGUUGAAACGCCAGGUUUUUAAGUGCCUUUGAUGAACCCCAGAUCAAGUUAAUCUGUUCUAGUAGGCUUUUCCUGACCUUUUUUUUUUUUGCUUCCUACCAGUUUUGUUUUGUGCUAACUCUGACUGCUAUUUGGAACUGUUCCUAAUUCCCUCCUCCACCUUGUCGAAGGUCCCAGGUCCGGCUAAAGAAAAACAGCCCCAAAGCAUGACACCGCCGCCGCCGUGUUGCACUGGAGUGCUGGUGUUCCUUUGGUGUUUUUUGGAAUUAAGGCCAAAAAGUGCAAACUUGGUUCCUUCGUACUGUUCCACAUUUCCCCGCGUGUUUGAAGAUUUUGUUACGGUCAGGGGAAACCAAGGUUGAACUUUGGGGCCUUAGACAAGGUGGAGGGAUCGAUGAACAGUUCCAAACAGCAGCAGUCAAUGUUAGCACAAAACCUACAGGCUAUGCUAUCAAGCAUAUAAAUGUCAGGAAAUGCCUACUAGAACAUCUGAACUUUAUUUGGAGGUAAUCAGAGGCAACUAAAAUGGUGGCAGGUGUGUGCUGACUCCAAUUUAACCUGAGUUUGAAUGUGAUUGGUUCAUUCUGAACACAGACACAUCCUAGUUAUAAGAGGGUGUGCACAAUUGUGCAACCACAUUGAAGUCAUUAAUUUUUAAUUCCCCUCUUAAAAAGGUUGUUUUAAAAAACACCAGUUGUUAAUGGUGGAAAUGAUCUCGGUCUCAUUUGUUAUAUCGCAAACACCUGGCAUUUGAAAAGGGAAGACUAUUUAUAUCCACGAUGUGUGCAUUGUUAAACGGGAUUUACACUGCCUGCUUCAAGCGAAAGAAUGACUAUAUCAUGUUGUUGUUUGCUCGCAAGUUGCACAAUUGUGAGGGGAAAGAAUGAGGCCUCUUCUAAACGCGUGUACAAAUCGCCAAAACGUAUCGGAUAUCUGCCGAUGCGAGCGCAGUGUACAAGCACAAACGGCGAAAAACGCCGCACAAACGGCGAAUAACGCCGCACAAACGGCGAAAAACGCCGCACAAACGGCGAAUAACGCCGCACAAACGCUAUGUCCUCCGUCAAUGCCAGCUCGACGUCGUCCAAAUGCACGGACCGGUGACGUGUAUCCGCCGGCGUCUGAUGAAGCCCAGGCCAACUCGAUGGCUAAAUGUAACGCUUGAUAAUUGUACUGUUUGCGUAUUGUUGUUUACUUCCGUGUUGACGCCUGUGUAGUUAUUGAUGCUCAAUUUGUGCUUCUGCGCAUGCGGGUUGUUUCAAGUGUUCUUUGAAUGUAAACACAGUCACGUGUGUUACUUGAAAUGUAUUUUUUAGACCGUCAAAUAUUUUGGAACGAAUUGGGAAUCGAGCGCUGCAGUGUAAAUCGAGCGGCGUUUUCACGUUUGAACACUUUUGCCUCGUUCGUCUGCUGCUUUCUCCGUUGUUGUUUUAACGUUUGUAUUUCUUCAUGCAUCAUUUCUUAUUGCGGACGAACUAUAACACGAUGGCUGGAGAAAAUAAAAUGUGCGCGUGCUACGUGACGGGUUUCGGUCAUUGCGGUACGUAAAAAAAAAACCAAAAGGCCGUGUGAGUACUUCGGAAGUGGUGUCUUUGCUUAAUGUCGCGGCGUGCCACUGCAACCUGUCGAGACGAGCCGGAAGGGCGGUUUUCUCGCCUCCUUCCGAGGUGCGCUUCUUGUCUAAAAAUAAAAUGUGACGAUCAGCGAGCGGUUGUGCCGUGUGGGUCGCACGUGCGAGCGCGGGGAGGUCCAUCAAAAGGAAGCCGAGAUGUUUCGGCCUCCGUCAGCUGAUCGUCUCGCACAAAAGGAGCGAUUAGCCGCUGUAAAACCCUAAGCGAGUGUUGACUGUUCCUCGACAUCCCGUGCGGGCCGUUCCGCCGAAACAUCGCACGAGUCGAGCCUUUCUGGUGUCACCGCGUCCCCGAAGGGUGCUUUGACGCCAGCUCAGAAGACGACGCUUUGAUGAACAAACAAACCCUUUUCUUAGCCGAGUUUCGAGACGCUUUCGCCCGAUAAAUCAAAGAAAAGCCUGACCGAAGCAGCGGUUUCAUUUCUUUCCAGCGCCUGCCGUUAGCUCGCCUCGGCACGUCUUUUCUCCGGUGGGUUCCCGCGCUCCUUCGUCAGGAAUCGCAACUUUGCCGCCUAAUGAGCGGCGGAGUCGUGCGGCGAGAUUUGUUUCCUGGGGCAAAUUAUUUGAAUAAAAGCUUCACUCUGGAGCAAACCUCCGCGGCACAGCCGGCGAUCAGUGCGCGAUUACCCGCAAUGCGCCGCCGGGCACCCGGUCGGUCGUUUGCAUAAGUCUCUCGACACCGCAUGGUGACCCUUGUCGUCACGCGCGCUCAAGUGACGGAACUGAACCGUCGCCUUAAUUCUAUUUUCCUCAUGAGAUGAAGUCAAGCUUAUUUAUAGACCUUAAUCACAAAAGCGUCUCAAAGGGCUUCGCAGGCCCGCAGUCAAAAAGUCAAGGACAUCGCCAGGGGCCUCACGUACAAAGACUCGCGCGGAUUUCCUGCAGAAACACGGCGUACGCACAAAAAUAAUCCGAGCACGUUUCCUUCGUACGUCCCGAUCGACGUGGACACGAGCGCACGCCCGGCGUGCGUUCGAAUAUGCAAAUCGGGCACCCGAGAUCCCGAUCGCUGCGUGAUCGAAGAAAAAGGUUUUGCUCAACGAAGAAGAAAAUCCUCGUUGGCACGCUGUCCUCCGGCGUUAACGACACGCCGAAGACGAGCGAACGGGGCGGCGCGUUUGCGGAGCGAGGCGCUGCGACCGUGGCCGACCCCGAUGGCCCCGCGAGCUUGAUAUCAAGCGUUUGGAGAACUGCGUUCGUACGGUAACCUGCACUCGGCCCCGCGAGAUGAAGGUUCAUGCGGAAAUGUUGCCCGUGCGCUAUUCGUAAGCGAUCGUUUGAAUUCAAACAGAAGCA
Phycodurus eques (leafy seadragon) is the source of this 7778-nucleotide messenger RNA. It is a transcript of the gene pvrl2l, whose product is annotated as PVR cell adhesion molecule related 2 like. The record is from RefSeq and is a predicted model, not a curated record. NCBI's taxonomy places the organism in Eukaryota, Metazoa, Chordata, Actinopteri, Syngnathiformes, Syngnathidae. The transcript is spliced from 5 exons. Bases 618 to 2216 code for a protein of 532 amino acids.